Molecule: messenger RNA, 201 nt
Organism: Carlito syrichta (Philippine tarsier)
Lineage: Eukaryota; Metazoa; Chordata; Mammalia; Primates; Tarsiidae
Gene: POLR2L
Product: RNA polymerase II subunit L
Biological process (GO): tRNA transcription by RNA polymerase III; transcription by RNA polymerase II; transcription by RNA polymerase I
Cellular component (GO): RNA polymerase I complex; RNA polymerase III complex; RNA polymerase II, core complex
Molecular function (GO): zinc ion binding; DNA-directed RNA polymerase activity; DNA binding
Source: RefSeq, a predicted model, not a curated record
AUGAUCAUCGCUGUGCUCUGCUUCACCUGUAGCAAGAUCAUCGGCAAUAAGUGGGAGGCCUACCUGGGGCUGUUGUUUGAGUACACCGAGGGGGACGCACUGGACAUACUGAGCCUGAAGCGCUAUUGCUGCCGCUGGAUGCUGCUGGCCCAUGUGGACCGGAUCGAGAAACUGCUCAACUACUCACCCCUGAAUAAAUGA